AUGGCAAAAUCAAAAGCUGCGUCUACAAAGACCGGCCAGACCAAGCACCCUUCAAUUAUUCCAGCCAAGAGUCCACAGACUGCAACCAGCCCCGACCGUGGCGAUCAAUCCGGAAACACUUUACGACGAUCAAAACGUUUGCAAGGUAUGCCAGUACCAACAUUCAAUCCUGAGCUGCCGGUAACAAUCCAAGCAAUGCCUAGCAAAACCAUGCUAUCUGAACCAGGAUUGCCCUUCGUUAAAGUAGUGCCGGAUGGAGCUGUCUCAUUAUCUGACAGUGGUCCCACCCUUAUCGGAGCCACUGACAGUGAUGAAACCUUAGGCGAUCAUGCUUUUGAGGAGACACAGUCUUCGUCCACAAAGCCUGACAUCUCGACCAAACCCGUGCUCAAUGAGCCAGACAUUGACACUUUCAGCGAAUACAAUGGGACAGAUAAUGAGAAUAGCGAUAACUCUGACGCCGAGCAGAAUAACGAUGAGGGAAACAGUUGUCCCUCUAAGAAACCUUCAAGGUCUAAGCAAGACAAUCUUGGCGCCGCUUUGGUCAAAUCAAAAAAGCGCAAAGCAGCUACGUCCGGUGGAAAGAAGACUGCCAAAACAGCACUUGCUCCACCGCCGAAAAAGAAGCAGAAAGUUAACGCUCCAACUCCCAAGAGGCAACGCAAAGCUGGCAAUCCAAAAACCAAAACCGCAAAGGAGAGAUUCCUGGCAGCGUCCGCCGAAGACACACGUCCCUUACCAUGGGGUGAGCCUGAAGUGUGGGCAGAGACCCGUCCUGAGCUUUGCGAAGCUCUUCCUUGGUUUCGUUGCUGGCAGGGCGCUGGCCAUACUCAUGGUGGAUUUGUUUUUGGGAUGCUGCUUGAUGAGGACCAGGGUGAGCGUGCAUAUAUGGAUGAGCACGUCGCGAUUACCAGAGCGGGAGGCGGCAUUGGAAAGAACGAUUUGGGCGAGAUCUGCCAAAUCAAAGACCACGACUCGGAGAAUGGGAGAAUAAAAGCCUUCAUCAACAACGAGAAGGAGAAAAUACCUAUGCAUCUGAUUAUCGGGCAAAACAACAUUCAUUGCCCAUCGAGGAUCCCUCACCGAUACUGUGUGACCCCAGAUGUCCACAUCACAGAUCACUGGGACGAGAAGAGCAACGGUCAUGUCGUCGUCAAGUUCCGGUUCGAGAAAACGGACCUUAACAAAAAGAGUUGGUAUGCCGCUGAGGGUUCGCCAGAGUUUCACGUCCCCACCAAUAUCAAGGCUUUGCGUAAGGAAUGUCCUAAAUGCAAUGUCACAAAACCGCAAGUUUUUAUGUCAGGAUGGAUGUGCCUUAACGGCAAGUGCGUCUCAUUCUGGACGCUCAACGACAUCCUGGCGCCUGAGGCUCAGGAUUACAAUCCUGCAUUUGUCGAGGAGCGUCAGACUUUUGACGGCUUUAUACCACCAUAUGCAAUGAACCCCGAGCUGAUCCAGCCCAAUGCGACUCACGGUCAGGCUUUCCCUGCGACUAGACAAUGCUGGGAGGGCAUUGUCUGUAAGCUCUGCGGUCGAUGCAAUUUAAGACGACACUGGGAUGCUUGGAGGUGCCGCACUGAAGGCUGCCCAUUUGUGCAUAAGCUUCCGAUGGACGUGAUUCCAGCCUCAAGUGUGAUGGGAGAGGCUGGCUAUGGCUUUCAAGGUCAUGGCGUGGCCCAAGACAAGGUUUUGGAACCGAGUAUCAAUUGCGAAGUACGAAAGCAUGGCUUAUACCGCGAGUGUGUCUACCAGCUCGGCGAUGGGCUUAUUAUCACCCACCUCAACUCCAACAACGUCAUCAACAGUGCACCUGGUGGACCGGACGAUCUCUUCUGCCACUUACAGAAGGAAGAUAUUGGGCUCGAGAGGCUGCCAAUGAAACAGAGCGUUGUGGAACAAACGUAUUCGAGGCAUUUCAGUCACAACUUCGGGAUGCCCUAUAAGUACGUCGUGGGACACGAUAACUCAACAAGCCUUGCAGACGCUCCUGAUGGUAUCAAGGAGGCUGUGCGUCGUAUGACCUGGGCUGCAAAGCGCACCGUCGCAGAUGAAGAUUUUGUAGACUUCAACGAGGUUCUUGCGAUUGGAUACUUCGAAUCCAUGAAGAUGAAUGUUCGUGCCCUGUUCCGACCUCCGAUCUAUGUGUGCUAUCAUCUGGCUAAUCGCUCGCAGUAUCACGACGAUGGUGAGAUAUCGCUCGGUCCUACGGUCGCUUCGAUUUCAUUGGGCUGCCCAGCCAGGAUGAAGUGGCGCCUUAAGAUGAGAUACUGGUGCGGUUUCAAGGAUAAGGGGCGUAAACACUACGAUCCUAACCAGCCCAUCCUGCGCGGUUGUCGUAAACCUGAAGAGCGCCGCAAACUGAACGAAUUGGCGAAGACAGUGAGCACUGCCGAGCUUGAUGCGGCUGCUCAAGUGGCCUUGGCUUUUGACAAGGGAGAAUCGAAGACGCCUCCAGCGGUCUUAGAGUUGGACCUCCGACAUGGUGAUUACAUGGUGAUGCAUGGUGCUCCUAUGCAGGUCUACUACGAACACAUGGUCACACCUACCGACAAGCUACGUUUCGGCCUCACAUGCCGUUAUGUCAAGCCCGAGAUGGUCCCAGAAGACAUGCGCUCGAUGGGAGACCUGACUCUCGAUCCUGCGAACGCCUACGAUGGCGAUCUCGAGCUUUACAAGGAUCACAUGGAGAAGUAUGAGGCAGGGAAGGUUACGAAGAGGAGAAUUGCUUCUGUUGCAACUCAGGCAUGA
This is a messenger RNA of Letharia lupina, 2748 nucleotides long. RefSeq lists its product as uncharacterized. The record is from RefSeq and is a predicted model, not a curated record. The coding region runs from base 1 to 2748 and encodes 915 amino acids. Gene Ontology annotation, biological process: DNA repair. The transcript is spliced from 8 exons. Lineage: Eukaryota; Fungi; Ascomycota; Lecanoromycetes; Lecanorales; Parmeliaceae.